AUGACACACGCUGACCGGGCACACGUUUCCGAAUAUAUAAUGGAAAACGUGGGGAACUCGGUGCGCGUUUCGGUGACUCUCCGAAUGGAAUCGCGGCUUUUUGAUCCGUUUUUUUAUUUGGACGCCUCGACACCGACGCCACAGGAAUCUUUUCUCACCGCCAACUACAAGGCAAGAGUGAACAGUAAAAUUUGGAAGAAACGAACGAAACGUGUUCAUCAACAUCAAUCAAACAAAAUCCCCCGCCAUGAGAAAGUGGAUUACGAGGAGAGAUUCAGGAUGGUGAUGGACGCGGAAGAGCAACCAUUUUUAACAGUCACGUCUGAGAAAAAGAAUGAGCGCCGAAAGUCGUUGAUCUCGUUGCGGAGGAGCUCGACCAAUGCAACGAUCACCGAUCAAUUGUCACAAGCACCCGAUCACGACCAUUUGUUUAAAAAGCUACUGAUCGCUUGUUGUGACUCGUGUCGGCGACGACGCGCCUCGUCAGCGAUUUCGAAUCCAGAAGACUCACAACCUGAGCCGGAUAAUGAUGACGCUGACGAUGAAGACGAAGAGGAACCGGAGAGUUUUGAAUGCAACGAACAAGAUAAGGAACAUGUACAUGAUCUCUUGGCUAACAUGUACUUCAACAAGAUGGUUUUACCGCAUAUGGAGUAUGUUGAGGAUUUUGUCGAUUUCCUCAUCGACGCCGAGUUGAACGAUUUGCCGGUGCUGAAACGAGCUUGCGAGAGAUAUUUGUGCGGAGAGUUGAAUCUGAAAAAAGACCUCGCCACGUCACUGAUCCUCGAUUUGCUCUUCAUGUCGAUCGUUUUUCAUCUGCCAGUGAUGAAAUCAAUGACUUUAUCGGAGCUCUCCUAUCCGACGAGAGCCCAAGAAUUGGCGGAUCCGGAAAAGCUCCUUGAACAGGACGAGUACAGAUCGCUGGACAAACGUAUGCGUACACUUUCCGAUCGAAACUUGAUCGAAUUGAUCGAACAGUGCGCCCAGUUUCGCGAACAACGCCUACGGGUCACCUCAUUU
Messenger RNA from Mesorhabditis belari, 1020 nucleotides. NCBI's taxonomy places the organism in Eukaryota, Metazoa, Nematoda, Chromadorea, Rhabditida, Rhabditidae. The record is from the annotation of a GenBank genome assembly.